Molecule: messenger RNA, 1501 nt
Organism: Chenopodium quinoa (quinoa)
Lineage: Eukaryota; Viridiplantae; Streptophyta; Magnoliopsida; Caryophyllales; Amaranthaceae
Product: peroxidase 27-like
Exons: 4
Coding region: 79-1047 (322 amino acids)
Biological process (GO): hydrogen peroxide catabolic process; response to oxidative stress
Cellular component (GO): plasmodesma; plant-type cell wall
Molecular function (GO): peroxidase activity; heme binding
Source: RefSeq, a predicted model, not a curated record
UGUCCUUCUAAUACUCAUCUUAGCAACUCUACUUCAUUUUAUUUAAUUAUUAAUUAAUUAUUAAGAGAUCAAUCGAUAAUGGCUACUCCGAAAUUUAUGUUUUUCUUAGCUCUUCUUCUUCCUCUUGUAUUGAGUGUUAAUGGCAACGGCCUAGCAGUGGGGUACUAUUCGCGUUCAUGUCCUCAAGCCGAGUCCAUAACAAUGAAUGUUGUCAAACAAACUCUAGCUGUUGCUCCUUCUCUUUCUGGCCCCUUGUUGAGAAUGUUCUUUCAUGAUUGUUUUGUUAGGGGUUGUGAUGCUUCUGUCUUGCUAAAUUCUCCUACAAACCAAGCUGAGAAAGAUGCAAUUCCAAAUCAAACUCUUAGAGGAUAUGAAAUCAUAGAUAGAGUCAAGAAUGCUUUGGAAAUUCAUUGUCCUGGAGUUGUUUCAUGUGCUGAUAUAAUAACCAUGGUAUCUAGAGACGUCGUGGUUCAGACUGGUGGAUUUUCAUGGAAUGUUGAGCUAGGAAGACGAGAUGGUGUUGUUUCUUUGCUUAAUGAUGCUUUAACUAAUUUGCCGCCACCUACUGACAAUAUAAACGCUUUGGUGAGAAGUUUUAGGGGAAAAGGACUGAGUGUAAAGGAUCUUGUUGUCUUAUCAGGCGCGCACACAAUAGGCAUAGGUCAUUGUUCUGCAUUCAGAAACCGUCUCUACAACUUCACCGGUAAAGGUGAUGUCGAUCCAUCCAUGAAUUCCCAUUACGUCGCUACAUUAAAAAAGAUAUGUACCUUAAAUGGUCCUGAUGUAUUCGUACAAAUGGAUCCCGGAAGUUCCAAGAAAUUCGACGAGGGUUACUACGCGCAAGUGUCUAAAAACAGAGGAUUGUUUCAAUCUGAUGCUGCAUUACUCAACAAUGCUGAGACUAAAGCUUAUGUAUUAGCUCACAAAGGUGGUAACCAAGAAAGUUUCUUCAAAGACUUUGGGGUGUCCAUGGUAAAUAUGGGUAGAAUUGGUGUUCUUACAGGUAAUGCUGGUCAAAUAAGGAAAGUUUGUUCAAAGAUUAACUGAUUUAUGAUCAAAAGCACGUGACAUACGGUGGAACAAAAUUCUCCUCAUAUUUAUUGAUUGAAUUGGUUCAUUUGGGUAUAUAAUUUGCAUGAAUAAAUAAGAAGAUUUUACACAAGUGUGCGUGGGACAUAAUUAAUUAUAGGGCAUAAAAUUCAAUUUCGGUUCGUAAAGUGUAUGUAUGUGAAGUUUUGUGUUGGUAGAGAACAUACUUGUAUUUCACAAACUAAGUGUUUAAGUGAGAAUUCAUGUCUAGGUCAUGGGGAGGUUUAAGUAAUUAAAGGCACAAACGAUGUAUAUUGUGGUGCUCAAAACCACUUAUAUUUUAUCUGUUACACAGGACAAUCUUUCAUAAGAUUGAUUUCAAUGGCAAGUGUAUAAUAUUUCCAUUACUGAGCUUUUGUUUAUGUUUAUGUACUGAUGCUCUCUUCCAUCAAUGAAAAAUUAUUAUUUAAUU